AUGGACAGAGAUUGUGCAGCUCACAUCAUGAAUGAACAGGCAAACAAUUUGAUUGUAAGUACAGGAGCCAUGGCAAAGUUCAAGCAGCUGCUUACCAGUAGCAUCCACGAAAGCCAUGUGAGACAAAAGAUCUGUACAAGCUUAGAAAGAAGUCAGAUGAGCUUGUACAUAGUUUUGACUGCAAAACAUCUUUUCGAUAGAGUCCAAAGGAGCAUUCCUACACACACUCAAGCAAUCGAUCAUGCCAUGCUGUGCAAAGUGGACAGGUACAUUAUUGACAGAAAGACUAGGGAGGCUGAAAAGGUGCUUCGAAACGAAUACCUGGUUUUUAUAGGAUGCACCAUAAUAGCCUCUAAGAUGUAUAUGGACUUUUCAUACACAAACUUCUCAUGGGUUGAGGUUUGCAAUCAUACAGUUGAUCAGAUAAACUUUACAGAAAGACAGAUACUGCAGAUAUUGAACUAUGAUGUGUGCCUGAACUGGAUUGAGCUGAAGAUGAUUUAUGAUGAGCUUGGGUGCAGUCAAAUCACGCCCACAAAGAUCAGGAAACGCAAAGGAUUCUUCAAAUGGGCAUUCAGGUCACUGUUUCGUUUAGUUUCAUGCAUCAAUUAG
This is a messenger RNA of Ordospora colligata OC4, 612 nucleotides long. RefSeq lists its product as uncharacterized. The transcript has a single exon. The record is from RefSeq and is a predicted model, not a curated record. Bases 1 to 612 code for a protein of 203 amino acids. NCBI's taxonomy places the organism in Eukaryota, Fungi, Microsporidia, Ordosporidae.